UACUGACAUUACCGGAUAUCCUUUUCAUUACGAUGCGUUCUUAUGUAGAAUCUUAUGUUAAGAAUUUCACCGAAGAAAAUAUUUAAUUUAACUUGAAUUUAAUUCAAUUUGACAUAAAUAUAAAUUUUUGUUCUUAUAAUCUUUAUUUAAAAUUUUUGUCAUUAAUUUUCUCUUUUUUAGAAUAGUAAAUGUAAAAUUUCAAGAUUAUUAUACGUAAUUAUUGAACAUUUUAAAUGUCAUAUUCUAUUUAUGUUGUUAUAUAUUAUGUUGUUUUAUAUUCAAUAACUUUUCAAUGUGCUUUUUAAAAUUAAUAACAAAUUUGUUAUUUAAUUUUUAUAUUAAUGAAUUUAUUAUUUAUGAUAAUUAAUCCAUAUUUAAAAUAUGUUUAAUUAUUCGAAAGCAAAUCUUAAAGUUAAGUAGAAUAUUAAAUAUUUUUGUUAAAGAAAAAUGAACAGCAAUCAAUUUUAUAGAAACAUAAUUUAACGUUACUAUAGGUAUAGUAACAAGUACCCAUGUACAGUUGGUCAUGUGCUCAGGAAACGCGGGAUUGGUUAAAGUAUUGAGAUUUAAAUAUUGAAAUCCGUUGCUUGUCUUCCGCAUGACAAAAACAGGAAAAUUUGUAUUUGAGAAGGAAGUUAUCGCUGAGUAUAUUUUUUUAGUGGAACGUACAACUAACGUGAGCAUUAUUAAUCAGAACACGACGUUUCUUGUAAUAUACUGCACAAUCCAGCGAAAAAGAUAGUACAAAAUGUCAAAAGAUGAGAAAGAAUGCGUUAUUCCUGACGUGAUAUACGACGUAAACUCGGGAAAAAGUUAUAUCAAGGGACGAUUUUUUGGAAAAGGUGGUUUUGCAAAAUGUUACGAAAUCAGAGAAUCAAAGUCACAUCGUGUAUUUGCUGGGAAAAUUGUGCCAAAAUCACAAAUCACAAAGAGCAAUCAUAGAGAAAAAAUGACGCAAGAGAUUUCAAUUCAUCAAACUUUGAACCAUAAAAAUAUUGUUGGCUUUUAUGGUUUUUUUGACGAUCCACAGAAUGUAUAUAUAAUUUUGGAGCUGUGCAGAAAAAGGUCAAUGAUGGAAUUACAUAAACGUAGAAAAGCACUAACAGAAUGUGAAACGAGAUAUUACAUGAAGCAAAUUUUAGAUGGUGUAAAUUACUUGCACCAAAAUAAAAUAAUUCACAGAGAUCUAAAAUUAGGUAACUUGUUUUUAAGCGAUGAUCUGCAGGUUAAGAUCGGUGAUUUUGGUUUGGCUACCAGACUAGAGCAUGAAGGAGAACGUAAAAAAACACUGUGUGGAACACCUAAUUAUAUAGCACCAGAAAUUUUAACUAAAGUUGGACAUUCUUAUGAAGUUGACAUAUGGAGCAUUGGAUGCAUUAUGUACACUUUACUUGUGGGAAAACCUCCAUUUGAAACAUCGAGUUUAAGGGAAACCUACGCUAGAAUAAAACAAGUCCAAUACAAAAUUCCUAAUUAUAUUGGUACAGUUGCGAUGAGCAUGAUCUCUAAUAUGUUACAAGGAAAUCCAUCCAAACGCCCUUCCAUAACAAAAUUAAUUAAAGAUCCAUUUUUUUCUUCUGGUUUUAUGCCACAUAGUUUACCACUGUCAUGUUUAACAAUGGCACCACGCUUAGACCUGCUGGAAAUGCAUAAUCAACGUAAGCCAUUAUCUGAAAUGAAUACUAAUGUAGGAGGAGAGGGACAAGACUUCGUAUUCCGUGUACCUAACAGUCCGGCGCGUAAAACGAAGCCUGCGGAUGCAAUAAACGAAGUCCAAAAACUGAAUCUUGAUAUUAAAAAGAUGCUUCAGACAUUGAGAGAGCAGUUGAGUGCUGUAUUAAAGUCUAAACCAUGUAGAGAGACAACUUCGUCAACAGAUGAAAUGACUGACCCUGCUGCGCAACCUGUACUUUGGAUAAGCAAAUGGGUUGAUUACUCGGAUAAAUAUGGAUUCGGAUACCAACUUUCUGAUGAUGGUGUGGGUGUAAUGUUCAACGAUGGGACUCGUUUAAUAAUGCUGGCUAAUUGUUUCAAUAUCCACUAUAUAAAUCGCGAAGGAGAUGAAUUGUAUUACACAGUCAGAGAAUAUCCCUCUGAAUUAGAUAAGAAAAUGAGGCUAAUGAACUUCUUCUUAAAGUACAUGAAAGAACAUUUGAUGAAAGCUGGAAGCUCUGUUGCUGUGAAACCAUGCGAUGCGAUGUCUAGGAUACCUUAUAUGCAUCAGUGGUUUAGGACACAGAGUGCUGUAGUUAUGCAAUUGACUAAUGGAACAGUACAGGUAAGUAACUAAACAUUUUAAGUCAUAUCUCUGUUUAAGUUUCGAAUUUUCGAAUGUAAUACAAAAUAUUUAAUUUAUAACAUUUCACUUUCAGAUAAAUUUCCUAGACCAUACAAAAAUUAUUAUGUGUCCAUUAAUGGCAGCUGUUACGUAUAUAGACACAGAGAAAAAUUUCAAAACUUAUAGAUUCCAAACUAUACAAGAAAACGGAUGUUGUAAAGGUUUGGCUAAAAAUU
Bombus huntii is the source of this 2514-nucleotide messenger RNA. RefSeq names its product serine/threonine-protein kinase polo (gene polo). The record is from RefSeq and is a predicted model, not a curated record. Gene Ontology annotation, cellular component: nucleus; cytoplasm; spindle pole. Bases 749 to 2290 code for a protein of 513 amino acids. Gene Ontology annotation, molecular function: protein serine/threonine kinase activity; ATP binding; protein binding. NCBI's taxonomy places the organism in Eukaryota, Metazoa, Arthropoda, Insecta, Hymenoptera, Apidae. Gene Ontology annotation, biological process: mitotic cell cycle; regulation of cytokinesis; protein phosphorylation. The transcript is spliced from 6 exons.